Messenger RNA from Engraulis encrasicolus (European anchovy), 2810 nucleotides. It is a transcript of the gene hnrnpk, whose product is annotated as heterogeneous nuclear ribonucleoprotein K. The record is from RefSeq and is a predicted model, not a curated record. Lineage: Eukaryota; Metazoa; Chordata; Actinopteri; Clupeiformes; Engraulidae. The coding region runs from base 232 to 1623 and encodes 463 amino acids. Gene Ontology annotation, molecular function: RNA binding. The transcript is spliced from 17 exons.
GCAUUUUCAUUGGUCCAACAACAAUCCCGCUGCGUAGGCCAAAAUUCAGGUUAGUUUGGUAGGCGCUGCGAGUUUACGGACAGGAGCAGUUCACCAAUUCGCCCGCAGACAUAUCUGUUUAUUCCUCUAUCAAAGCUCGCAAGCAGACAGUCAUCAGAUUUGAGUCCGUAUUGUGUACAGACCCCACACCUCCACAUUUGAGACAGCACACAAUUGAGCUGAGUGCUAAUCAUGGAGGCGGAGAACGAACCGCAAGAAGAGGAGACUACUGUCAGCAGUUCAGAGAACAGAAACGGAAAACGUCAAGCGGAAGACUCUGAGGAGCAGCAGGGAGGAAAACGUGCCCGAAACUCAGACGACACGGUGGAGCUCAGAAUACUGCUACAGAGCAAGAAUGCCGGAGCAGUCAUUGGAAAAGGAGGGAAGAACAUCAAAGCUCUUCGCUCAGAUUACAAUGCCAGUGUGUCCGUCCCCGACAGCAGCGGCCCCGAACGUAUCUUGAGCAUCAGUGCAGACAUCCCGACUGUUGGAGAGAUUCUGCUGAAGAUCAUCCCCACGCUGGAGGAGUACCAGCACCACAAGGGCGUGGACUUUGACUGCGAGCUGCGGCUGCUGAUCCACCAGAGCUUGGCAGGAAGCAUCAUCGGAGUCAAGGGAGCCAAGAUCAAGGAGCUGAGAGAGAGCACACAGACCACCAUUAAGCUGUUCCAGGAGUGUUGUCCUCAGUCCAGCGACCGUGUGGUGUUGGUGGGCGGGAAGGCCGAGCGCGUGGUGGAGUGCAUCCGCAUCAUGCUGGAGCUCACCGCCGAGGCUCCCAUCAAAGGUCGCGCCCAGCCCUACGACCCCAACUUCUACGACGAGUCCUACGACUACGGCGGCUUCACCAUGUCCUUCGAGGAGCGGGGAGGAGGAGGCGGAGGAGGUGGCGGCGGCCGUAGACCCAUGGGAGGCGGAGGUGGUGGAGGAGGAGGAGGCUUCCCCUCCCGGGGAGGUCGCGGUGGAGGAGGUGGCGGCUUCGACCGCAUGCCCCCCGGAGGAGGUCGCGGUGGCCACUCCAUGCCCCACUCGCGGAGAGACUACGACGACAUGAGCCCGCGCCGCGGACCCCCGCCCAUGCCCCCGGGCAGGGGGGGCAGAGGAGGAGAUAGAGGAGGCGGAGGAAGGGGCCGCAACACGCACAUGGGACCCCCACACCACCGGAGAGGAGAUGACCACUAUUCCUAUGACUCUCAUCGUGGAAACCACGACGACAGACCGAAAGGUGACAGAAGGGGGCGUCCCGGUGACCGCUAUGGUGACAGCAUGAAUGAUCGGGGCUACAACAACAACUCUUCCUGGGGUGAUCCAUAUCAGUCUGGUGGAAGAGGAAGCUAUGGCGAUAUUGGAGGCCCUGUCAUUACCACACAAGUGACAAUCCCAAAGGAUCUGGCUGGCUCCAUCAUUGGUAAGGGAGGCCAGCGCAUCAAGCAGAUCCGCGGCGAGUCGGGCGCCUCCAUCAAGAUCGACGAGCCGCUACCCGGCUCCGACGACCGCAUCAUCACCAUCACCGGCACACAGGACCAGAUUCAGAACGCACAAUACCUUCUGCAGAACAGUGCGUUACACCUCAUGGGACAGAACUAGCCAUUGCCCUUUGGACGACUCAGACCUUCUCUUCUCUCUCUCUCUCCCUCUCUCUCUUCCUUAAUUCUUCUCUCGCUCUCGCUCUCUCUCUUGCUCUCUCUCUCUCUCUCCCCCUCUCUCUCUUGCUCUCUCUCUCUCUCCCCCUCUCUCUCUCGGUUUCUUUCAAAGUCUUUCUGGCAGGAGUUAAAAUUGACUGACUCUCUCUUGCCUGUCCUCUCCUGGGGUUCUAUACUACAGGGCUGGUUCAGGAGUAAACCAGGCGAAGUUAAGAGGUAAAUCAACUAAUAGAAGAGCCUGGUGUGCUCGUUUUCUUAAGAAACCAUAACCUGGUUUACUCCUGAACCAGCUUUGUAGUAUAGGCUCCUGAUGGGUCGAUGAUGUUUUUUCUUUUUGUUUAUUUUAUAUUUUAAUAAUCAUUCAAGGGCCAAUUUUAUGUUCAUUCAAGAUGGAAGCCCUCCUUGUGUGCGUGUGUGUACUUUCUUUUUCUUUCUGUCUUUCUUUCUUUCUUUUUUAAAAACUACACCGCCCCCUGUGUGUGUGUGUGUGUGUGUGUGUGUGUGUGUGUGAGAGAGAGAAAGCCAUGUUUUCCCCUCCAAAACAAUGCAGUUCAUGAAUGUUCUGAAGGAUUUUGAUGUAAGGCAGACAGAUUUCACUGUAUAUAGUAUGACCCUGGUGUCUGGUUUCUGUGAUAUUACAUGGUUACUUACUUAACUUGUAUCUUCAGAUCUUGUCAAGGUUGUAUGUUCUGAGAGUGUAUGUGUUGAAGCUGUUGGCUUUUAAAAAAAAACGAAACAAACAUAACUGUGUGAGUGUUGAACUCUGGGCUACCUCCUAUCUCCCUCCACUCCCUCCAGUCUCAGAAUAGGUGUGUGUGUGUGUGUGUGUGUGUGUGUGUGUGUGUGAGCGAGCGUGUGUGUGUGUGUGUGUGUGUGUGUUUUUAUACCGGUGGCAGCAGCACAAACGCGUUUCAGUCUGGGGGGUAAAAUUGGGCAGUUUGAAAGUUUGUGUCUGUCUGUGUGUGUGCGUGCAUUUUUUUUUUUUUUUGGACUAUUGUUUUGAGAAUUUUUUUUUUCUUCUCUCUCAUACAAAUUUGUUAUUUGUCCUGGCGUGAUAUGCCUCUCCCCAAAAGAGCUGUAGAAUUUGCUAUUAGUCUCAAACAAUAAAUGUGAAGCCACUUUUUACCAGUA